This is a messenger RNA of Meloidogyne enterolobii, 348 nucleotides long. Lineage: Eukaryota; Metazoa; Nematoda; Chromadorea; Rhabditida; Meloidogynidae. The record is from the annotation of a GenBank genome assembly.
AUGGCGGAUAAGUUUUCUCGAAUACCUGAGCUCGCUAAAACGUCUCGAUACGAGAUUCGACUCGCACCAUGUUUGGAAACAUUUAAACUUAAAGGCUCAGAGAAAAUACAUUUGGAUAUUUUGAAACCAACAAAUUAUUUGAAGCUUUACUCGAAAGGAAUUGAAAUCGAAAAUGCUUCUUUGAAAUUAGCUGAUGGAACGGUUAUUAAAGAGAUUAAAAACGAACUUGAUUGUAAAUGGGAAUUAUUGACAGUUAAUUUUCCGAGUGAGCUACCGCCUCAGAGAAUUGAACUAAAUUUUGAUUUCAACGGCGAAAUUUCCAGUGAAUUAUCGGGUUUUUAUAGGUAA